This is a messenger RNA of Volvox carteri f. nagariensis, 2315 nucleotides long. RefSeq lists its product as uncharacterized. The transcript has 20 exons. Lineage: Eukaryota; Viridiplantae; Chlorophyta; Chlorophyceae; Chlamydomonadales; Volvocaceae. The record is from RefSeq and is a predicted model, not a curated record. Gene Ontology annotation, cellular component: centriolar satellite. Bases 1 to 2202 code for a protein of 733 amino acids. Gene Ontology annotation, biological process: cilium assembly.
AUGGGCACCAAAGUUAAAAGCAAAAUCCAACGUCUGCUUAAGCAGCUCGACCAAGAUGACGAGAGCUUACCAGGCGACAACGCAGCCGCCCUGCGGGUCACCUCGACGGAGGAGGAGGCGGAAGACCUAGCUGCGCUGGCUUCUGCUCGACGGGCUGCGGCUGCCAUCGAGCACACGCCCGGUCAUCUCACCAUCAGCAGCGUCGAUGCUGCAUCCGAGAGCACGGCCACGCUGAAUGGAAUCUCCACCGGCGACAGCCCGCCGGAAGAUUCCGAGUCCCUCGCACCAUCUCUAUCCUCUCUCGACACCACGCCUCUGCCACAGCGCCCUAAUCGAACGCCAAAUGGCCAUCGCAAAUCCUACAUGGCAGCAGGCCACGCGGAACGAGUUGCGGUGCUUGAACGCAAGGUCAUGUCGCUCAUGGCAGAGAACCGAAGCCUUCAUACGACCUUCUCGGAGGCUAUGGCUCGGAAGAAUGCCGAGGUUUCGGAGCUGCAGGCCCACCUAGCCGGCACCGUGAACGAGCUGUCUCUCCGGCAUCAGGAGCUGGAGGCGGCUGCGCCACUGUUGCGAAUGCGACUCGAGGACUUCCGCUCCCAGUUGUCAGACCUGCGAGUCCGGAUCGCGGUUCACGAGGUCCUCACGGAGUCCAAGUCGGAAGCGGCGACGCUGCACACCGCCCUGACAGCAGCUCGAGAAACGGCCGUGCGAGCUGAGGAGGCGGCGGCACGGGCGCGUGCAGAGGCGGCGCGCGCCGGCGCUGCUCUGGCGGAGCGAGAUAGUGACCUGGCGCUGCUGGAAUCGGCCAUGGUUUCGGCGCAACUGAGCGCUGCAAAGGGGGCCAUGUACGACGAGCUGCGAGCCAAGCUGGAUGCGACGGUGGCGGAAAAUCAGCGUUUGGCGGUCGUGGAGGCGACGUUUAAGAAGCUGGAGUCCCAGGCUGCUCAGGACCGGGCGACGGCCACGCAGAAGGAGCACACCUUUGAGAUGCUCAUGAUGGAUAAGGCCUACCUAACCAAGCAGGCAAGUACGGCCGCCCCGGAAACCCCCCCCUCCCCCCCUCUAGUGGACUUCCUGGCUGAUCAACAGCGCAAGCUAGAAGCGGAACUGGAGUUGCGAGAGAAGAAGAUCAACGAAUUGUCGAGACAGAAGAGUGAGAUGUUUGAGAAGCUGAUGACGGCGGAGACUCUCAAGGGGCGACAUGAGGACGUCCGAUUGCAAAAGGAGCUGGCGGCGCUGCAGGAGCGCACUCAUGCCGACUUGGAGAAGAUACGCGUGGAGACGGCGGAGGCGUACGAGCGGGAGGCCCGGUUGCUUCGUGAGCUGCGGGACUCCGCCCAGGAGGAGGCUCUCCGCGCCAAGGCGGCCCUGGCGGAGUUGCAGGCGCUGCACGAGAAGACGGGGCUAGCCCAUGCCGAGGUGGCCAGGCGACUGGAGCAGCAGGUGGUGGCGCUGCAAACGGAGCUGAAGCAGAAGACGUUUGAGCUCAGCCACUUUAAGGUAGUAGUGGCGGAGAAGGAGCAGCUGCUGGGACGGACCAACAUGCAGCUCUGUGCACUCUUGUCGCCCCCCGUCGACCUGGCCCUGCUCAGGCAGGAGCGCGAUGCGCUAUCCCGGGAGGUCCAGCACAUGAGUGGUCGACUGGCGGCGGCACACGACAUGCUGAGACUCGCCUCGCAGCCACAUGCCUUCCUGCUGGAGGAGUUGGAGGCGGUCAAGCUCCGAGCGACACAAGCGGAAAACAGGGUGGCGGCUCUGCAGGUUCCAUUGGGCUGCGAAAUGCUAGGUGGGAUGGGAUGCGAGUGUGGUCCACUACUUGCCCAGGGUGCUGUUGACUCAAUGGCCGUGGAGAAAAAGUACAUCACGAUGGAAAACAGACAGGUGGCCCUCACCGCUCGUAGCAACGAGGUGGAAGCGCUAACGGCCGAGCGCGACGCGCUGCGAUCAGACCUGGACGGUCUUCUUGCCCAACGUCAGGCACUGGAGGGUAUGAAGGCGGUGGUCGUCAAGGCGCUGGCGGGAGGUCUGCCGCAGGUGCAGCAAGCGGCGGCCAUGGCGGCGGCGGCGCGCAAGCCCGCGCCGGGGUUUAGCAGUACGACAAUCAUCGGGGAGGGUGGGUUGGCGCCGGCGCCGCCGUUGCCGACACCCAUGGAGCUUUCGCGGCGUCAAUCGCAGCAGCAGCAGCAGCAGCAGCGACGAUAGGCAUCGCCGCCUGAAGCUGAACAUUCAGAUAAACAUCCGAAUUCCUGAGGGGUCACCCCGCACAUAUGUGUGCGUGUGUGUUUACACCACAUAUGAUCCGUAAACUUAAAUGC